Molecule: messenger RNA, 591 nt
Organism: Acanthosepion pharaonis
Lineage: Eukaryota; Metazoa; Mollusca; Cephalopoda; Sepiida; Sepiidae
Source: the annotation of a GenBank genome assembly
AUGAAUGUAGUUUCUUGUUUUCUCUAUCCGUUUUUGGCUCCUUCUGCUUUUCCCUCCUUUUAUUUCCUCCUCCUCUUCUUUCUUUGUCGUCGUUCUCUCUCUCUCUCUCUUUCCCACUCUCUCUCUCUCUUUCUCUCCCCUCUUCCUUCCUUCUCGCCCUUCUCAAAAGCUAUACAUUUUUUCCGUUUUUGUCCCUUGUUGCUUCAGUGCCAACCUGAAAGUGAGGAAGGGGAAAGAAAAGAUGACACACCCUCUCGACUACACCCAAGACUGGCUAGACAGUUGGAAUCACCAACACCUUCAGUGGCCAUUUCCGAGAUUAAUACAGGCACAGUCAUUUACGGAUACACCCGGUCCUUUUUUAUUCCCUUUCAAAAUACCAAGCGCGCUUUAACGGACUUGUCCCUUGAAUCGAGCCCGGCAUGCCAAAAAAUUCCGAUAGUGGUCUUGAAAAAAAGAAUGCCUGUUGUCACAGCCAGAGUAGAGGGCUGGUUCCACAUCUCUCGGCAGGCACGCUCGCUGCAACAACACAACCAAACUGUUGUGCACUCUCCCGCCUUCUUCAAGAACUGUCGUGGCACUGUGUACUAG